Archocentrus centrarchus (flier cichlid) is the source of this 3670-nucleotide messenger RNA. It is a transcript of the gene nuak2, whose product is annotated as NUAK family, SNF1-like kinase, 2. The transcript is spliced from 6 exons. The record is from RefSeq and is a predicted model, not a curated record. Gene Ontology annotation, molecular function: tau-protein kinase activity; ATP binding. Gene Ontology annotation, biological process: microtubule cytoskeleton organization; protein phosphorylation; intracellular signal transduction. Gene Ontology annotation, cellular component: cytoplasm. NCBI's taxonomy places the organism in Eukaryota, Metazoa, Chordata, Actinopteri, Cichliformes, Cichlidae. Bases 216 to 2093 code for a protein of 625 amino acids.
CCGCUGACCCGCAGAUGUUUCAGUUUCUGUCUGCAGCGCCUGGUCACAAUAACCUGCCCUUUUCAGUCGGAGGACUUUCUAUUUAGACUUUAGUUUGAAGUGUACCUGCGCGCUUUGAGCGGAACACGGCGGCUCCACACGAAAGGGCAUGCAGUUUGAUAACGACACCUGGGUCCGAAAGUGAGCAACUAAGACAACACCGCUGCCGCGUCGGAAUGGACGGCUUACGCGCUGCCCAUCUUUCAUCAGCCCGCAGGCCGUCUGCUGGGGGAGCUUUACCCGAUGAAAACUCACCCUUUGGGAAAGCUCCGUCCCAGCUGCCCGUGAAAAAACAAGCCGUGAAGAGACACCACCACAAACACAACCUGAAACACAGGUACGAGUUUCUGGAGACCCUCGGGAAAGGAACAUACGGCAAGGUGAAGAAAGCCAAGGAAAGGUCCGGUAGACUGGUUGCUGUGAAGUCAAUCAGGAAGGAGAAAAUCAAGGAUGAACAAGACCUGAUUCACAUUCGCAGAGAAAUCGAGAUCAUGUCCUCGCUCUGUCAUCCGCACAUCAUCACCAUAUAUGAAGUAUUUGAAAACAAGGACAAAAUUGUGAUUGUGAUGGAGUAUGCCAGCCGGGGCGAUCUGUAUGACUACAUCUGUGACAAGAAGAGCAUCACUGAGCAGGAGGCCAGGCAUUUCUUCAGGCAAAUUGUAUCAGCUGUGCACUACUGCCACCAGAAUGGAAUCGUACACCGGGACCUGAAACUGGAGAACAUUUUACUGGAUGGCAGUGGCAAUGUUAAGAUUGCAGACUUUGGGCUGUCAAACCUCUACCAUGGUGAUGAAUACCUUCAGACUUUUUGUGGCAGUCCUUUGUAUGCUUCCCCAGAGAUUGUCAAUGGGCGUCCGUACCAUGGGCCAGAGGUGGACACUUGGUCUCUUGGAGUGCUUUUAUACACGCUGGUUCACGGCACAAUGCCGUUUGAUGGAAACAACCACAAGACAUUAGUGCAGCAGAUCAGCACCGGAAACUACCGGAAACCAAACAAACCCUCCGAUGCAUGUGGACUCAUCCGCUGGAUGCUGAUGGUAAAUCCAGAGCGCCGAGCUACAAUAGAGGAGAUUGCCGGACACUGGUGGCUCAACUGGGGCUACCUGCAGCCUUUAUUGUGUGAGAGAAAGAGCAGUCAAGUAGAGCAGAACCCUGCGCCAGUAUCUCCAUCAACAUCACACCCUGCUGGGCUGGCCAGUGUUGCUAGUUGGCUGCGUCGUACAUCCAGGCCUUUAUUGGAUAACGGCUCCAAGAUGCGCUGCCUCCUCCGCACACAGGGUGGUGGAGGGGAUGUAGUCCGGCAACGCUCUCUGCGAAGGUCACGUAAGGAGAAUAAUAUCUCCCAGACAGUUCAUGAAGCAAGCACAGACAGUCGGCCCUCCAAGGGUAUUCUGAAAAGACGUAACAGCAUGAAACAGAAGCAGAUGAGCGAAACACCAGCUGUAGGUUUAGCAGACCCACAAAAUAUCUUGAGCUUUUCUGCACCAGAAGAUGCACCUUCAGCUGCGCAGCUUCCUCGCAAAGGUAUCCUAAAGAAGCCUGCUGAGCAAGAGUCAGGGUAUUACUCAUCUUCUCCAGAGAACAGUGACUCUGGCUUGCUAACACAAACUAAAGAGUGCCCUUCAGCACCACCCUACAGGAAGGGCAUCCUCAAACGUAAUGGAAAGUUCUCUUCUGGUGGGUUACAAGAGUUUGGGUCUUUGGACCAGCUGGCCACAUCUUUGCCCCAUGGAUGUGGCAGAUCGAGACCAAGCGGAGCCAUCAGUGAAGACAGCAUUUUGUCUUCAGAGUCCUUUGAUCAGCUGGAUCUACCAGACCACGUGAGACCUACAACACAAAUGGCUAAACCAGCCAAGGCGAGCAUGAGAGGCUGCGUUUCUGCUGACAACCUACUGGACAUCCAAGAAGACAGGAUUCUGUCUGAUGGGCUGCUGAGGUCCUGGGACUGUUACAAGUCUGGAGUGGCUGACAGUGCCUUUUCCAUUUCAGACUGUGAUAACGUCACAGAGGCUUACAAACAGGCCAUGGUCAUACGAGGCUCCACAGCAAGCUGAAGACUGUGAAUAAGGAAAACAAUACUGACUAAAGAAUUUGCUUUCAUCCAGAAUUUUAAUUGACUUUAAACUGAAAGCCAAAGUGCAUAAUGUGAAAAUACCAGUGCACUGUAGAGAUGAUGAUUCUGGCUGACUUCAGGAAUUGCACAGCACCAAAGAAGGGAGGAGACGUGUUGCAAAACUUGAAAUCGUAUAUGAGGUGGUUGAUUAAGGAAAUAAGAAAUGAGGAGAUUACGCAAAGGAGAAGCUACAGAGUACGGUCGACAACUUCUUUUUCAAAUGGCUUUAGGAGAAGAGAGAGGCUGGUUGUCAGCCUGGAGCUCUGGUUUUCAUUGACAGUCAAUUCAUUCACAAUGAAAUCAAAACACCGGUUUGAGAUAAGACAGCAGUACAUCAGAGACAGUAAUUGAGGAGACAUUUUUACAGUUACAGUAGAUCUGAUUUGAAUAUUGAUUUUUUUUUUUUUUUGGGGGGGGGGGGGGGUGUACAGCAGAAGAACACUAAAGUCAACAAGAGGGUUUGAUAAAGUUCAGUGAUUGUUGUUUGGUAAUCAUUUGUCUAGGUUAAUGACCGCAGUAGUGCACAGUUUCAAUGCUGGAAUGACUUUCGUUUGUGGGGAAGGAACAUUUCAUGGAUACCAAAGAGCUGAUCUUAGUGCUAAAAGUCCCAGCAAAAAGUGCCAAGUUUUGAUGUUUGUAACAGGGACUACUGACAUUGUUUUUUUGUUAAUGUUUUUCCUGAAAUGACUUGUUUGGUGUUUGGAUAAUGACUUGAAUAAUAAUAGUGACCCUAUGACUCAGCAUCCUAACCAGUCGAACCUGCCUUUGCUUGCUAGCGUGCGCUGAUACAAGUGCACAGAUGGCCUCCCACAUGGGUGUCAGUUUUACAAAAAUAGGUGGGGCUCACUGCAUUAUUUUAUUUUUAGCUUUUAAUUUAUUCACUGAAAAUCAACACCAUCACGUUCCCCAGCUAAUUACUGUGCUGCGACCUGGUGACUCAAACAAAACUAGAUUUCAAAAUAAAAUCAUGAAUUAGGCACAUGGAUAAUGAUUAUUAAUUAAGCUUGACAAGAUAUUUUCACAGCUACCUGGAUGUAUCAGGCCAGCCAGUGCCUGGAAUAGCACUUUCAGGCCACUGAAACCUGAUAACUACACCAUUUAUUUAUCAGUCAUUUGAGUAUUACGCUCCUGUAACAAGAACCAUGUCGAAACAGCAUGGUUCAGAUGAUUGAGGCUCAUCAGGAAUUGAAAGCCUGUUUGUAUGCAAAAGGUUUUUUUGGUCAUUUUUCCGAUUUCUGGAAUCUGACAGGAUUGUAUUAAGAAGGUAAAACUCACUGAUAACUGAUCUUUGAUUAUUCAAGUGUGAAAGGAGAAAAAAAUGUCAGUAAGAUUUUUUUUUUUUUUUUUGAGUAAUUUAAUGUUUGUAAUGUGGGCAUUUCAUUGUUUUUGUUUCUCCCUUUCCCCUGUCCUAGAUGUUUUAGUUUAAUUUAAACCAUGUCUGCCAAAGUCAUUUGUGUGACUGAUCUGCCAUGUUGUCCUUACUGGGAUGAAGGAGUCAAUAAAAAAACAAACAACCGA